This is a messenger RNA of Abrus precatorius (Indian licorice), 2643 nucleotides long. RefSeq lists its product as uncharacterized. The transcript is spliced from 8 exons. Bases 103 to 2349 code for a protein of 748 amino acids. Lineage: Eukaryota; Viridiplantae; Streptophyta; Magnoliopsida; Fabales; Fabaceae. The record is from RefSeq and is a predicted model, not a curated record. Gene Ontology annotation, molecular function: nucleic acid binding.
GGGUCGGGUUAAACCCGGAAAGACACGGUGGGUGGGUACUGCAAUUCCUUCUCCUUCUCCUUGUCCUUCUGGUUCAGCAAUUGUUCAUCACUUCAACCAAUCAUGGGCGGUGGAAGAGGAAAAUCAAAGGGAAGAGGAAGAUCCAACAACAACACUGGAAGUGGCAACAACAAUCCUAAAUAUCGGAAAAGAGGCUCAACCGUUAAGGAAGCAUUCUUUAUCGAAGGGGGUUUCUUGUCUGAUUGGAAUCUCUCGUCCCCAACACAAAAUUCAGGUAGAAGUGGUGGUAGCUCCGAUAACAAAUCCGGGACCCAACGUAGAGUAGAAGCCUCUGCAAGAUCUUUGGGAGCUACUAUUGGAUACAAUUAUCCUUCACUUGAUGUUCAGGAGGACUCAUGUGCUGGGAAUGGGAACAGCGGUGAAGAUAGUAAUAUAAAUCAGAUGCAACCUUUUGUUUUGUUGGACUCCAAGCAGAAUCAAAUGAUUGCUCAUAUAGACCAAACACCUCCCUCAAAACCCAACAAUGUGAAAUAUACUUACAGUUAUGAUCCAGAUUUUGUUUUGGGUGAUAGCUCUCAUAGAGGAUUAGGUUUCCCUGCUGAACAUGACAAAACCCGAAGUGGCAUUGGCACAUCGUCUGAACAGAUGCCCCAAUCAACUCCUGUUUUAGAUUCAUCAUCAUUUGAGAAGGAUAUUGGUUCUGAUGAGGGUAUGAAUUGUGAGUUAAGCAAUAAGAUGACAGAAAACUUGCCAUCAAAAGUGUCUGCUGAGAGAAAUUCAGGGUUUCUGUCAAUUGGAGGUCUCAAGUUGUACACUCAGGACAUCUCAGAUAAUGAAAGUGAAGAAGAUAAUGAUGAAGAAUCAGCGGAUGAGGACAGCUAUGCAUCUUCUGAGCCAGAAGAAUUACUUGGAUCAUCUGGAAGCAAUGAUUGUCAAGACACUUCUGACAGUGAUUCAGACAUUGAUGAAGAGGUUGCAGAAGAUUAUAUGGAAGGAGUUGGUGGUAGUGACAACAUCAUUGAUGCAAAAUGGUUGCUAAAGCCUGUUUUGGAUGAGUCAGAUGAUGAUAGUUCUUCUAGCAGUUGCUAUGACGAGGCUUUGAAGAAGUUGGGUGGCUUUGCCCUUCAAGAAGCCUCCAGGGAAUAUGGCAUGAAGAAAGCACAACCAUGGAAGAAACGCUCUGUAGAUUCUGGAACUUUAGCUUUGGAUGACCUAAUGCUGGAAAAGGAUCCAAGAACUGUUUCUGCUAGAAAGAAGCAUGUUCCUCGAUUCCCUCACUCAUGGCCUCUGCAUACUCAAAAGAGUAAAGCUUCCAAAAAAAUUCAUGGUGAAAAAAAGAAACUUCGUAAAGAAAAGAUUUCUGCCAAGCGCAGAGAAAGAAUGCUGCAUCGUGGGGUUGAUCUUGAGAAAAUUAAUUCGAAAUUAGAGCAGAUUGUUUUGGAGGAAGUGGAUAUGUUCGCUUUUCAGCCUAUGCAUUCUCGGGAUUGUUCACAGGUACAACGAUUAGCAGCAAUUUAUCAAUUGCGUAGUAACAGCCAAGGUUCUGGCAAAAAAAGAUUUGUGACUGUGACGCGAACACAGUCUACGUCCAUGCCAUCUUCAACUGGUAGACAGCGCUUGGAAAAGUUAAUGGGAGUUGAAGGUGACGAUGCUGAUUUUUCUGUCGCUGGCAAUAUAAAUAACAAAUCUGGGAGCGGAGACAGAAGAGUGGGAAAGAAAAAUGCUAAAAGGAAUGAUAUUAGACAGCAAGAACUUCAAUCUUCCCUGAACAAGACAUCAAAGUACUCAGCCAGCCAAGGCAGCAGUAAAGCAAAGGACAAGAAAGGGAGAGGACAAAAGGGUUCAUAUGCUAAUCAGCCUGUGUCAUUUAUAUCAAGUGGCAUAAUCCAUUCAGAAACUGUACAGGUUACAGAUGCUGGUUCUGAUGAGAUUGAUACUACUAAUAAGAAGAAGGGAGUCACCAGCUCUGCUAAUAUUGGUUCAUUUGAGGAACACACUACUGGUUUUGGUUCAAAAAUGAUGGCAAAAAUGGGAUACAUGGAGGGAGGAGGAUUGGGAAAAGAUGGUCAAGGUAUGGCACAGCCCAUUGAGGUUAUUCGAAGGCCUAAAUCACUUGGUUUGGGUGUGGAAUUCUCCACCAACCUUGCUGAGCCUGCUACUGAGCCAGCUAGGAACAAGUCUUCAAAAAUUGGUGCUUUUGAAAAGCAUACCAAAGGCUUUGGAUCCAAGAUGAUGGCAAAGAUGGGAUUUGUUGAUGGCGCAGGAUUGGGUAGAGAAUCACAAGGCAUUACUACUCCAUUGACCGCUGUUAGACUACCUAAGUCUCGAGGACUAGGUGCCAAAGGUUAAUUUAGAUAUCAUUUGUUUUUCUCAUUUCCUGUCGAAAUUGUACAUUGACUUAAAUAUCACAAUUCUCCUUUGUAGUACCGUGUAUGACUCCCUGGAAUUACUACUUUAAAAUGUAAUAUUUCAUUUUUCUAUGAAAGAAAUGAGAAAACUCAGUCAUGCGUAGGACAAGUAAAGCAAGCGUUUUAUGUUGGAACAUUGUGGUGCCAUAAUCGGUACAGAAUCAUGUUAAUUGAUCUCAUGAGUUGGAUUUCACAAUUUGUCGACGAUUCUGAUUAAGGACCUUUCAUGAAAUGC